Molecule: messenger RNA, 270 nt
Organism: Stereum hirsutum FP-91666 SS1
Lineage: Eukaryota; Fungi; Basidiomycota; Agaricomycetes; Russulales; Stereaceae
Exons: 2
Biological process (GO): double-strand break repair via homologous recombination
Cellular component (GO): Shu complex
Molecular function (GO): zinc ion binding
Source: RefSeq, a predicted model, not a curated record
GUGAUAAGAUAUACGACAACAUGGGGUCACCACCAUUAUCACGUCCAUAGCUCAACGGCGACCCGUACCGUCUUCCCUUCCCUCCCCCAAUCACCAGCGACGCCCGCCUUCUGCACCUGUCCUGCUUUCUCAAAAGCCAUUCUUUUAAUGGACUCGCAUAUCAUGUGCAAACAUGUACUGGCGGUGCAGCUGGCGGAUAGACUUGGAAAGUUCGUCGAGAAGCAGGUCGGACCGGACGAUUUUGUCGCCUUGCUUAGAACGGAAUCUUGA